AUGGUUUCACCCCCCAGCCUAACAAAGUCCAAGCAAGUCUCGCAAGGACCCCUGGAUCCUGCUGAGGCCAAAUGGACUCGAUUGGUCAAAACAACCUAUACUGAUCCGCUGGGCAUUGAGCGAACCUGGGAAUCUGCGGAGCGACAGACUCGUCCUGCUACGGCUGAGAUCGACGGUGUGGGGAUCGUUGCUAUCUUGAACAUGUCGAGUGGGCCAGAAUUGCUUCUUCAAAAGCAGUAUCGGCCUCCGAUUGACAAGGUUGUUAUCGAGGUUCCGGCUGGCCUUAUCGAUGCCGGUGAGACUCCCGAGCAAUGCGCCGUACGCGAACUCAAAGAAGAGACUGGGUAUGUCGGUGUAGCGGAGCAGACGAGCCCGAUUAUGUACAACGACCCGGGUUUCUGCAAUACCAAUCUCAACAUGGUUCAUGUGAGCGUAGAUAUGAGCCUUCCUGAGAACCAGAACCCGAAGCCAGAGCUGGAGGAAAAUGAAUUCAUCGAGUGUUUCUCUGUUCCCCUAGCUUCUUUGUUUGAGGAGACCAAAAAACUUGAACAACAGGGCUAUGCGAUCGAUGCUCGAAUUGGCACCCUGGCUGAAGGAAUUGAGUUGAUGAAGAAAUGGAAGCUCUGA
This is a messenger RNA of Penicillium pulvis, 627 nucleotides long. RefSeq names its product MutT/nudix family protein. Gene Ontology annotation, biological process: ribose phosphate metabolic process; nucleoside phosphate metabolic process. The transcript is spliced from 4 exons. The record is from RefSeq and is a predicted model, not a curated record. Gene Ontology annotation, molecular function: ADP-ribose diphosphatase activity. Gene Ontology annotation, cellular component: nucleus; cytosol. Bases 1 to 627 code for a protein of 208 amino acids. NCBI's taxonomy places the organism in Eukaryota, Fungi, Ascomycota, Eurotiomycetes, Eurotiales, Aspergillaceae.